CUGGCUUUGAAUGACAAAAACACUCGAACAAUUCUUAUCAAACAUUUACAACAUUCAGAAUAGAAUAAAAACUUCAGUUUGACAUUUGCAGCAGAAGAUUAUCAUUACAACGAGUACGAAAAAAAAAUGAAGAAGCAUUAACAUUGUCAGUGCUAAUUUUAGUAAAUAAGUUAGUGUCAAUUUCAAUUAGGAGCUGUAAUUCUUUGAAGUUGAAAGACGGUCAAUUACAUUUCAAUCUGAAACGAGUACCAAGCGAGCGUGCGCGCACGAAAUGAAGAAAAAAAAGCGUCAUCAAAAAUGUAUAAUACUUUGUCGGAGCACAAAAGGUUGCGGCGAGACGUGUUUUUUUUUCCGUCGGUUCCUUUUUGUAUUUCACAUUUAUUCCUUUUUAAUAAUGACAUUUAUUGAUUGAAUAAUUUACGAAUAAAUUAUGAGUUUACGUCUAAAUUAGGCUUAAUCCCUGAUAGCCCAACUGCAAUAAAUGUGAGCGAUGUCAUUUCUCGGCAGGCAGUUGAUUUACGAUAAUUAAGGCAGUAAGAACGUUCUUGCCUCGUCGAACCGACCAAAUAUCGUCAUCAUCAUCAUCAUGGAUAUCAUGAGAUUUUGUUACAAAUUUAUGUUUUUGAUAGGUGUUUGUGCACCGAUUAACCACAACAAAUGGAAAAUUCUCGGUGGUGUGGCACGAAGUACGAUUGUACUAACGGCGAUGACUGUGUGUGUAUUUCAGCCGUGUAUUCGAUACUUUUUGCGCCAUUUAUCAAAUCUGGUGGAGGCUACUGGCGUUGGUUUAAUGGUCAGCAUCGGAUUUUUUGCCACAGUGAGUUUAAUUAGCUUUUCGUUGCAACAGACCCAAGUUCACGAUACGUUGCUUCGAUUUCAAUCAUCGGUUAAAAAAUAUGCCUCGAAUUCCCAAUCGAGGAUUAUAUUUGCAAAUGCCGAGCGCCAAAGUGAUUGGUAUACGAAGCGUAUAACAAGCUCAUUGCUUGGUUUUGUUUGUACAAUGAUUUUGACGGCAUCGAUAACAAUUUCAACCGUUUUAUCGGCAAAGGGUAUCGGCCCUGAGGGCUGGAUGGUGCCAUACAAAGCAAUAUUUACAAUCGAGCAGUCUACAUUCGGGCGAUAUUGUAUCAUUUUAGCAUUGGAAAUGGUUGGCGGCUUUUCCAUUCUGACGUGCGUCACAUCGAUUGCUUCGUUUUUUGUAUCGAUGUGCAUUUAUUUGAUUGCUUUUGUACGGAGCUAUGAAAUUCUUCUCGCUAGCAUCAAUCAAAUGGCAUUGCAAACAUACGUAAAUCGGAUCGAUUUCACGGGAAAAUUCACGCAACUCAUUGAGUUACACGUCGAAAUUUAUGUAAUGGCCGAAAAACUGAUAAAAUUGGUGCGAGCGGUUAUCCUUUCAACACUUUAUGGGUCGGUCAUAUUUUUUGCCACGUCCAUUUUUCAAUGUGAAAUGCUUGGCUAUGAGAAGCUGAAUGCCGAGUUCUUUGUAUCGAUCAGUGGCCUUUGGAUGUCGGUCGUUGGCAUGUAUGUGUACAGUUAUUUUGCAACGAAAACAACGAGCGAAAUUCAGGCGAUUGGUGAAAAAAUGUACGAGACUCAAUGGCAUCGUUAUCCGUCUGAAUUUCGAAUGUUUGUUCAACUGACAAUCAGCCGAUCACAUCGUCCACUCCAUUUCCAUGGCUUUGGUUUGAUUAACUGCGACAUGGUCACCUUUUCAAAGCUGGUGAAUUCAGCCGUUUCGUACUAUCUCAUGUUCAGGCGCAUGGGAUAAUCGAGAUGGCUUGUGCAAACAAUACACACACCGAUUACGCCUUUGUUUAUACUAUCAUGGGAUUCGACGGGGACGAUUUCAGCAAUAAACAACACAAGUGUGCACUUGAGUUUAAAUCUCAAAAAGCUUUUACUCGUCUUCAUUAAAUAUUUGAAAGCAAAAGUUUGUCGUGUUUUGUCCUCCAAGUAGCAGCAGCAUAGCAGAUAAAGGAAUGUGACGAAUCAAAAGAAAGAGGAUUCAGGUUUUGUCAUGUCUUGCGUUUCUUUUUCUUUACGAUGUUGUCUUGAACAUCGUCAAUGCUUAAUUUGACAGACUGUUUCACUCUUUGCAACAUAAUUCAGUGCAGUUGUCUAUUCGACAGCACUAAACUAUGCGAGCACUUUUCUUUCAGACGAGAAACACGAAUUGAGGGGAGAGAAAAAAGGAAGAGUAAAAAUGUUUCAAGGACAAAAUAAAUGUUUAGUUUAAUGUUGCACGCAGAUUUAAACCUUAU
Sitodiplosis mosellana (orange wheat blossom midge) is the source of this 2261-nucleotide messenger RNA. RefSeq lists its product as uncharacterized. The transcript is spliced from 6 exons. Gene Ontology annotation, molecular function: odorant binding; olfactory receptor activity. Gene Ontology annotation, biological process: detection of chemical stimulus involved in sensory perception of smell; sensory perception of smell. Gene Ontology annotation, cellular component: plasma membrane. Bases 587 to 1768 code for a protein of 393 amino acids. The record is from RefSeq and is a predicted model, not a curated record. NCBI's taxonomy places the organism in Eukaryota, Metazoa, Arthropoda, Insecta, Diptera, Cecidomyiidae.